Messenger RNA from Porites lobata, 21258 nucleotides. The record is from the annotation of a GenBank genome assembly. NCBI's taxonomy places the organism in Eukaryota, Metazoa, Cnidaria, Anthozoa, Scleractinia, Poritidae.
UUCACGCGAUUCCGGGAAGAAUUUCGUUGUUUAGACAUCAUUCUAACUUGCUUUGUUACCAGGUGCGUUUGAUGUUGCCCGGAAAUGCCUCAGAUGUGGUAGAUCGUUUAAGUGAAAAAGCGCAGAGAAGCAAGAGCUGAAGAAGCAGUCCCAGGUCUUGGACUGUUUUAAUUCACAUUUUCUUCUUUCCUUUGUUAGAUCGGCGACAUUUAGUAUCAAAAAUGGUGUCUGCGGUGGCAAAUGGCUAUGAACAUUCGGUAAGGUGGCGCAUUGGUUUAUUUCACAUAAAUUUAGGGAAAAUUUUGAAUUGCGCGAAAAUUGCAAAAUUUAAACGCAGAAUCAUUAUAUUUAUUUCAUGCUAACAACAUUGUAUUUGAAGCACUAAAAUUAUUGCCGUCUGCCUUGCUAUAGGUGCCUCUAAUCAUGGACAGGUGUUUUUGCACAACAAGGUUUUUGAUUCAGGCCUUCUAAAAGAUAAAAUAAUUUCCAAAUAUGGUUCAAUUUAUCAAACCUUUGAUUGACCAGUUAACACAAUAUUGUUGUUGUUUGAUACCAGAUAAAUUUAUGUUUAUUAUUGUUUUAAAAUGCAACUAUCCUACCAACAAAAAGAACCGAGAGGGUUGGCAUCCGGCAGUUGGGCUUUUUGAUCCCAAAGCAUUAUUGUGCCAUUUGCAUAAUUGUUUAUUUCUUUCAAAUAAUUUAGAACUAGAGCAGUUCUAAAAUAAUGUAUUUCCACUGUAAACAUUUACCAGCUAUUUUGCUGCAUGUGUACAUGUAUAUUCAUACUGUGUGUAAAGCUUCAUGUUGGUAUGAUCCCAUAUUUACACCGUUUUUUCUUUUUUCAGUCCUUUGCCAGUCCUGUUGCUCUUAAAGAAGUUGAAGACAAAAUAAGAAAAGCUGUACAUGCCAGAAAUGUGAGAUUAACAGAGUACUUCAAGGAUUUUGAUAGACUUAGAACUGGUUUUAUAACAAGUAAGUUAUUUAAGUCUCUGUGAAAAUGAUGUAACAAGGUAUUUUUGCAAGUACAUUACAUUGAAGGGCAAAUUUCCUGAUAAAAAUUAAACACUCUGGUAUUUGAGGCCUCCCCCACCCCCUAUCAUUUCUUGAAGUUUAGGAAUCUCACUGGUGGCAUUUCUUUUUAAACCUGAUUUUCAUGUGUUGGGAAAUUCCCACUGAUCAUAAGGGAUUUCUUUGCUUCCUUUCACUGAUUUUGCAAGAGUUUUUUAAAUGAAAACACAAAAUUUACCUCAAAUAAACGUACCCCUAAUCACCUGUGUUGGUCAGGGAAAAACUGGGAAAAGCAAGAGGUAAUCAUGGCUUAGAUGAAAGUGAAAUCAUACAUGUACAAAAAAAGUCAACUCCCAAUAAUUCAAACCUUCAAGGGAAAUAGAAAAAAGUGAGAGUUGUCUGGAGUUCGAGUUAUCAAAGGUUAAAAUUAUAUAGAAAACGACCAUGGAAGGGAAAUGAAAAUUGCUUGGAGUUAGCGGCAGGUUCGAGUUAUAGAGGCGAGGGUUUGAGUUACUGGGAGGCGACUUUACUUCUGUAGUAGAAGGCAAUCAUUCUGAGAACUCACUUUUCUUUGAUUGGUACCCCCAAAAUGACAAUAAAUACCAUUUUAUUUUAUAAUGAGAACACACAAUCCCUUAAGUGCGUCAUGUAAUGAUUGCAUCACUUUUUUUUCUCAUUUCUUUGUUUCAGAGACUCAGUUUGACCGUUGUUUAGAUCAGUUAUUUGGAAUUGUGCUGAGCCCCGAGGAUGAUGCAAAAUUGAUGGAAAAAUAUGGUAGUCCUGACCCAAAACGUCGAGGAAUGGUCAGCUACAGAAAAUUCUGUGAGGUGAUUGGUGCAGGUACUAUCAUAUGAUAAUUUAUUUUCUAAUCUUUUUUGACCACUAUUAAUUAACACAUAAGUUUAGUAGUGUUGCUUAAAUAAGACAGAAUAUAUAUUGAGUUUUUUUUGUUGUCGUCAAGGUGGUCAGGGUAAAGUCAGUAAAUUUUAUUUUCUGGUUACAUCAAGAUCAGGACGAUCGAUUAUGAAUAAUUAAAUUUUCAGAAAUCCUUUUUAAAUUAAUGGCCAAUAAAAUCUGGUACUCUAGAUACAUGUACUUGUGAAUUUUCCAAAUCCCAUGAAUUUGAGUAAAGAGUUAAAAAAAUAGACUAACAAUAAUGUAUUGACGAUAAAUUGCGCUACCUGCUGAUAACAUUGCCAAUGGUUAAAUAAAUAGAAUGGCAUGAAUCUGUCAUUAACGAGAACUUCAUUACUUUUUUACUUACAGUUUUUAAUCCUGACAUUCUUGGUCAGGAUCCAGCAACACAGAAGAUCGGUCCUGAUGCCAGGUAAAAUUUUUUCACAACCCGAGUGUGUCAGUUUGUUCUUUUUAAUUAUGUGCUUUUCAGCUAUUCGAUCUUUUGCCUGGUGCAAAGGAACAUUCAUGAUUUCUGCUUUGUUGUAGCAAUAAUACGGUGAAUCGCCGUCCUUUAAGUCCAGCGUCUCUUUCAAAGUGUGAAAAUUUGUUGAUGAGACUGGCUCAGUUCUACAAAUACCAUGGAAUCAACAUCAAAACUUGUUAUGCUGACUUUGAUAAACAUCACAUUGGUGUUGUGACAGAAAGCCAGGUAGGUACAAAUAAUUAUCAGUUUGUAGACCCAGCACUCAAAAUUCAGAAUCCUUUAACAGUGUCUUUCUUUCUUUUACAGUUUUACAGAAGUUUUCCUGGUUCACCAGAUGUGACAGCUGAAGAGACAGUUUUAUUGGCAAAGAAGUACCGUGACCACACCCGGCCUGGGCUUUGUAACUACUACAGUUUCCAUGAAGACAUUGAAAGAAAGCAAAAUGGUAAAAAUAUGGACCUUUUUUCUAACUUCACAUUCACAGCCCUUUUAAUAUUACUGUCUUGCCAACCAGGAUGGGAAGGGGUGUACUCCCUGUCUUAUAAUGGCCUCCUAGUGAUUUCGUUACAAAUAUUUAUGGUGAGUCCUGGGACUCAUCUUCAAAUCGAUCGAUCAUUCUUUGCGUCCAAUGGGAUGCACGUCAUGAAUUAUUUUGCGUCUUUUAGAGAUUUUUAUGGCUCAGGAACACAGGACACAGAGGUAACAAAAUUACUGUCUUUGCUCAAAAGGCGUUCCAAUUUCAGGCUGAAGGCCUAUUUGAGGGUAUGGGUUUCACAAGUUGAAGUAGAUUGUAUAUGAAAGGGUAGAGGAAUUUGUCAUUUCGGUCUGUAAAAGGACCUAAUGCAUCAGUCAAUUCCACCGGCGCCCGGGCAUUUGCCAACCCCCGGGCCAAUCCCGAGCUUUUGACACGCACGUGGUUUCCUAUCAGAAUAUAAGGUUUUACUGGAAGAAAAGCAGAUUGGCUCAUUUGUCAAGGACAGAAAUAAAUUGUAGAGGGUUGUAAAGGCAUGUUCUCGAUUUUAAAUGUAUGUAUGCAUUUCUUCAUUGCUUAUCAAGCCAGAAUUACGUAGGGAAAUUGGAGCUAACGAUGUGAAUCAACGUUUUUUGGUUAUUGAAUCAAAUUGCUGUUGAUAUUAUUAUUUUGAAGAACAUCCUCUCAUAUUUAUAAAACUAUUCAUAACAUAUAACUUUACAGCGCUCUAUUAAUUUUAAUGUCAAUAAUUUUAUACCAAUACUAAAACCAUAUUAAAACUGGUGCAUGUCGUCGCGGCGUGAGGUCUUAAUUAGAAUCCUCGCGCUAUUACAAACGAAGACGUUAAUUAAACCAAAAAAAUCGCACAUUAAAAUGCUUAAAACGGCCCUAUUUGACUGUACGAUCAAUGAAAAAUGUUGCAGUGUUGACGGAGGACGGGGCAUUUGCCCUCUUUUUUCGUCCCCACCCCGGGGAAUUUGACAGCUCAAGAGUCCCCACCCCCGGGAAUUUGCCAUCCAAGGCAAAAAAAAUGCUAAUGCCCGGGGGUCAGCCCGGGGGGGGGGCCUGGGCGCAGGUGGAAUUGACUGAUGCAUAACAGGGCUAACAGGCACAAUCUAUAGGCCUGUCAAUCUGACAAGAAAACUUUCCGAGUUAGUAAUUUAUUCAUAUUUAAAAGACGGUGCAUUUACAGCGGUUUAAGAGGAUGUAGCGUUGUAAAUUAGUAUUUUAAAGGGGUACUAUUUGUCAAUACGAAAGGGGUCCCUUUUUCCCAAUAAACAAGCGUGUCCCCACUUGCUUCGCUAUUAAUUCGUUGCUCCUCUUCCAGUUUGCGUUGUGCGGAAAAUAGCCCGCGUAGCUUGCGGUUUUGUCGAUGGAUGAAUUCAAGGGAAGACUACAAUUAUAAUGGCUCUUGUAAUUUGUAGCACCCGGGGGGGGACUCCGCAUAUGAAUUAAACACCUAAAAGAGACCAUGUUAAAACACAGACAAAUGAGAAAACUUGGAUUAUAUGAAUGGAGUAAAUAAAGCGCAUUAAAAAGAUACAUAUGAAAUAUUAUAUUUUUAUGUUUUUUUCGCGUGCAACCCUAAACGAGACCUUCACGGCUAAAUAUGAUGGCGUUUUGCCCAGAACACCCUAAGUGAGACCAAAAUCCGAAAGUUACACCCCCCUAAGUGAGACGACGAGCAUCCCCACCCCUUUCAUAUGCGGAGUCCUCCCACCCCCCGGGGUUACGUCCAUACAAAAUUGAUGUAAAAGGCCGUUUACACGAAACGAAAUUAAAAUAUGAAAUUUCCUGAAGUUUACACCAGAAAAAAGAAAUUGAAGAUGAAGACAGAAACUGACUUCAUGAAGGUCGCGGUGGACACCUAGCCAUGAAGAGAGUCAUGAGGCAAAAUUUUGCUCGUUCUACUUCUGUUAAAGCGCUUAGAUCUCGCCUGUUUUAGAGACAAUUGAGCUCAAAUUGUACAGAGCCAUUACGAAAUGAUGAACGUUUAUGAGUUUAGUCUUUUACUUGGUAGGUUGCGCUUUACGGUGACGAAAUAAACCCUACUAGUGCCAAAUUAUGAGGACAAUGAUUCUGUAUCCACGUGAACGAUUGCGAAUCGAAUAGGAGACAACAAUUUUUUUUAUCAAUAAUCAGCGCUUUCAUGACAGAAGCCGAGUUUUCAAUUUAAAGUUUGCCAGCAAGUUAUUAUCGUUUAUAACCGUGAACAAGUUUGUCAUCCCUAAAUGUAGUGCCUCUAUGUUUUCCUUCCUUAAAGCGCUCUCUUAGAAUUCCGCAGGCCUAUGACAUGACACACUAUAUAUGUAGUACGCCUAGUUUACCUUUCUGCGCGGGGCCAGCUCAUGAAGGUUUUUAUAUUUGCUCCAAAUUCUUGUACUCAAAAUUUUUCGGAAAGACCAAGUUUGCGGGAAGUCCGACUGAAACGCGAUGAAAAUUGUGGUAAUUAAAUUUAAAAUCGGUAAAAGACAACGGGUUAAAACAGUAAACAAGUAUUUCCAAAGAUUUCCGAUAUAAAGGAACUUUGAUUUUUUUUAACAAGGACAAUUAGUUGAAAACAGUUUUCUGUUUUCAACAUAGCCUGUGUACACAGGUGAUUUUCAAUAUUUUUAGAUAAGAAUUGCCAUUUUGUCUCUCUGCAUUUGAUAACGUGCGAGUUUUUGUUAGACAUUUUUAUUUAUUCACUUGCUGUCGUAGUACACAAGUGAGGUAUUUCACACCAUAUUCAUGAAUAUCUCGCACACUUGGCAAGUGUACAUGCGUGCAUACCACUCGCACUCGUGCAGUGAUGAUCGGACAUUGACAUUACCAUCAAACCGAUUCCACGUGCGGGAUUGAAGUCAGACGAGUAACAAAUCACGGCCACAGGGUUGUCCCGGUGUCACAGUGAUAUGUGUAUCCCCGUGAUAUGUGUAUCCCCAUACACAUAUCCCUAGUGAUAUGUGUAUCCCGGGUGGGGAUACAGUAAACACUGAUGCUCAUCCACGAAACAAUAAGGAAAUAUCUUCUCUUGCUGAAGGAAAUGUCGUCGAUAUCAUCUAACAUAACUAGUAACACAACUAGGGUUAAGACAGGAGUCAAACAACAUGCAAAGGUGGAAUAUUGUGGCGCUCGUAGAAGGAUACACAUAUCACUGACCCGGCGCAGCGAUAUGUGUAUCCCCUGUUUUUCUUCUCUUGCUAAAGGAAAUAUCGUCCAUAUAAUCUAUCAGAACAACUAGUAAUACAACUAGGUUUACAGGAAUCAAACAGCUUAAAAGGUGGAUUAUUAUGGUGCUUGCACUGGGGGAUGCACAUAUCACUGGACCAGCGCAGAGAUAUGUGUAUCCCCUCUCUAUUUUUUGACUUUUCGAGUUAUCCCUUGCUGAAUGAAAUUUUGUCAGUCAUACUUAUUUAAUGCGACUAGUGACAUAUGAAUUAUAAUCACGUUGGAUAAGGAGAGGAGCGAGAACGAAUGUUUACAUCAACAUUGAGGCCCACGAAGAAGUAAACUCGCCAGAGACAGCUUUGCGAUUAUUUCGUCUCGAAUCGUUGCUCUUUUGUCGAUUGUGUUGCUCGUAAUCUUGAAUCAUUUGUAGUCCCUUUGACGAUGAUUCGCAAAAUUCACAAAAACAACAGAAAUAAAACCGACACUUGUUUGGAGGGGUGGGGGGUAGGGGAUACACAUUUCACUGGCAGCCAUAUUGGAGGGAUACACAUAUCGCUAGGGAUAUGUGUACGGGGAUACACAUAUCACGGGGAUAUACAUAUCACUGUGACACCGGGUCUAGGCAAAUGCCUAGCUCUUGUGUGUAGUAUCAAAAGAUUACCCCCCCCCCCCUUCCCGCGCGUCUAAAACGCGACCAGAUCCCCCACAAUUCUCGGUGGAAGGGUACGAGUGGGAUUGGCUGAUGUAUUACACUUUCGUUUUGGGGUUGCAGCUCUUGUCGCACGAUGCCCUGCGAGCAGAGGCCACAUUUUCGCUGUGUGAGCUGGCGUGCGAAAAGUAGCCUCUGCCGACAACCGUUCAAUUUGUAUCGUGCAUGCGCGAAAUUCGUUACGCGAUUCGCAAGCAAAAUUAAUCGUCAGGUCUGUCGUCAAAUGGCGCGAGUUUCGCGGGAAUAAAAAAAUUGCGUUAACUAGCUUUAACUCUGAUCUACCACUUCGGAAGUACUUUCACAUGGUACUAUUUAUUUAGUAUGUAGUUGUAACGUUUGAGUCGGUGGACGAAUUCCUGUGGUGUCACCAUUUAAAUGAAACCACUUCGAUUCGGAAGUACUUCAGACUGAAAUAUGAAAUGUUUCUCCUUUUUUAGAUUUAGCAGAACAGGAAGACUUCACAAAGUACAUUCCGAUACAGGACUUUAUUGAUGACAAUAGACGGGUAAGAGAUCGAGCAAAGUACCAGGGAUGUUAUCUUGGCGUCUUAGUCUGAAAAAAAAAAUCAGCCCUAGCCUGCGUGGCAGGCGUUCGAAAGUCGAGAGGAAAUGAAUUUGGAGACCUUUCCUUUCAAACCGGUGCUACCAGGCUAACACAGCGCGGAAGUAGAUCUUUUUAGGGCUUUGACAAGUUAACUUGUACUACAAGAAUGAAAUGAAAGCUUUUAAAACUUGUCGUGUUCACCAGAAGAGUUCCUUCAGGCGAAACAAUAAACUUUGGCACGUUGCUAUUUAUAGUAUCAAAAGGUUUUAUAACAUUUUUCACACCCUUUUCAUGUUGUCAAAGUUGAUUUUACCAAACACAGUUUAAAGGAGCUGUGUCAUGAAUUUGAUCAAAAUUCAAAAAGUAGGAACUGCUACCAAAUCGAGUGAAACAUAAAAAUAAUCGCUAAAAACGUUACAAGAAGGUUUUAAUAACACGGUAAAUAUAAAUUGAAGCACGGAUGGACAAACUUGAAGAAGAUUAAGACGGAUUGUAAUUGCGGGUUUUUGAAAACUUGCAAAUUAAAUUAACAGUUUUUCAAGUUCAUUUUUGUUGUUUUCAACGUUUGAUAUGAUGCUAUGGAGACCUAUUUGUUUGACAAAAGGCUCUGAUUUUGUCCUUUACAACUCUCUCCUCCGCAGAGUCCUCUUUGUAUCGUAGGGAGGACUGGAGAGAGGGAAAAAGAAAUCGCGAGGGGGACAAUGGGAAGGGCAAAGAGAAGAAGCCCAUUUCGGUCUUUUCGCUCUUCCCAUCGUUCCCCGCGCGCUUUCUAUUUUUCGAUUAGUGCUAUUUUUAUUGGGAUGCCUAGCGGGAGCCUCUGCGGAGGAGAAAGCCUUUACAAGUAAUUUCUUCGGUAACGUUAAGCUGAAAAGCGCUUAAGGCAGCAUAAUUGCUACUAACUAUGAACAAAAUGAAAUAGACAUCCAUGACAAAGCCCCCCUACAUUGAAAAAUAACUGAGAUGUUAUACGCUUUCUAAUCGAUGGAAAAUACAAUGAACACCUUGAAAAAGUAUAACUAAUGCACGUCUUUUUCUCUUUCUUUUCAUUUGUUUCACAUUUUUUAGCGCCCUGGAACACCGACCUUGCACGAAAUAUUUGAGAAGAUCAGAUUAGCUAUCCACAAGCACGGAAUACGAACCACUGAAUUUUUUAAGGACCACGACAAGUUAAGGAGUGGAGAAAUCACAGAAAAUCAGGUACAGGGUUGGUGGCCUCGCUCCCACAAAAGUAGCCUCGUUCUUAUGUAAUCAUCUGACUCGUCCCUAGUCGUCUUCGCGUGACGCGCGUUCCUUCCCAUCACACCUCUCGCGCCACUAAGGAGAGACGCAGAGAGAGACGACUGGGGACGUUUCAGUAUAAUCAUCGCUUCGCGCAAAACGAAGGCCUUGGAAAAACGCAUGUAGUGAACCGAUGUUCAGUUCAAAGUCCCGAUGACUUUAUGGUCUUGGGAAGUUAUCUCAUGUCUGUAUUAAACACACAUGACAAAGUUAGUUUUCCUGUCUCUUUAUAAACAAGGAGAUAAGGCUCUUGGGUGGACUUGAUCCAUGGCUGCCUAAACAAUUCAAAUGUUGGGAAAUUUUCGUAAAUUUGACAUACUGAGCAAGUUGGAACAUUUGUGGUGAACCUAAAAAGAACUUUAGUUAAUCAUCAGUGACAUUGUCAAUGCCGUUUGCAGUCGUAUUCGUCUGCGUCUGUUCGAACGCGAACAUCAAAGAAAGAUUUGUCAGUUCUCUUAUUAAACUCGGACACGGCCCCUCAGAAUUCAUAUAUUAGAAAGUUACUGCACCUUUGUCAAUGUGAGCGACUUUGAAGUUUAGGAGCGAUGAAGUUUAGGAGCGCAUAAAUUCAUGAACUUUCUUUGCUAUGAUUCACUGCUGUCGUCUGAAUGCAUUCCUUAGAAACGUUCUCGUUGCCGCCGUGGUCUUGGUUGCUUAAGUUCGCUAUUGUUGAGGGUCAAGGUAGAUUGUUUUGUUUUGUUUUGGUUCCUUGCAGUUUAUUUGCGGCCUGAGUCUUUGCUGUGGUACUCAAGCGCAUUUGUCUCGUGACGAGAUACAGAAGGUUGUUGACGUGUAUCGCCAGCCCGAUGGCCGAGUGAGAUACAAAGAGUUCUGUGAUAUAAUGGAGAAUGGUUAGUUGUCUCAAGUACUACAUGUACCACGUUAUCUGUAAACAGAUCAAAUUUCCCCCCCUUUUUUCAUUCAUGAGUAAAAAUCACAUUAUCCGGGGGCGUAAUGGCCUUGAAAAAAACGAGAAACAAGGAACUUUGUUUACGUAGACCAAACAAUUGCUACAUUUGUUUGUCAUUCAAUUAGAGAUAACUCUGAGAGCGAGGUUGCAAAGCUGACAGUUUUGUUGGAUAGGGGCAGCGGAGGUGAGCGUAAGCAAGUGGCGAAGCCGCGAGGAGAAUGGGACGAAAAUAAUUAUUAUUAAUUAUUGUUAUUAUAAUUAUUAUUUUGCAAUGUAUUGACCAAAUAUUCAACAAUAUGGAGUUUAAUCAUAAACUGCUCUUUUUCUCGUUUCUCAGCAUUCACAGUGCCAGAUCUUGAGAAAAAGCCAACUGCUGACGUUUACAGACCUCCCACUGGUGCACUGACAAAGGUACUUGAAUUGCUUUGAGCAAACUAAAGUAGACAUCAGGUUACUGCGUAGUGUGCCCUUAACAUUCUGUGUGUUGUUUCUCUUUUUCCAUGUGACGUCACAGUGGAAUAAUAAGGUUUUGUUUUUUCUUCAAUUACUCAUUAAUAUUUAGUGGGUAUAUUUAACAAUUAUUCCACGAGUGCGUGUUGGAUAUGAGUUCGCUAUAAUCAUCUCAUAUCCAAGAAGCGCCAGUGGAAUAAUUGUUUUAUUAAAAACGCCCACAAAAUAUCGAGAAUUCUUCCCGACUUUAUUUGUAAAAACAACCGAUUUUUAACUGGUUUUUAAUUUUGAACAGACGAACACAGUACAAUAUUUGGAGAGCAUGGUAAAAUGGCCUCUAUACCAUGAUGGCUAAGCGAAUCAAAGCUCUAGAAUUGCAUUAUCCAAUGAUUCAGAUUUUAAUAAUAUUAAUAGCCUGCGUCGCGGACAGUCUAAAUCCCCAAUAUAGACCACAUCGAGUGCUCUAUCUUGCCUGGUCCCGAGGCCCCAUUAUUAUGCGCGGCCGAUGCGUUUCGGGUCACGUGGUCCGAGAAAGUUUUUUUUCCCCCGGCCGUUCGUCUCGGAUACGUCACCGAAAUGCUUUGACCGAGAGGGCUGGAAAGACGCCGUACAGGGACUAGGCAAUGCUCUAUCUAGGUCUCGCGUGACAAUUUCCGCUGGAAAGCAGGAUAAUUAUCCAAUUGACUUCAUGAAUAUAAACACGUGUAAGGACACAGCAAACUGAAAAGUCAGGAGAGGCUGUUAUGUUUUGAGUUGCUACAUUUCGCGCGUUAAAACGUUGUUACAUUUUGGGUCAUUAGAGUUGUUACAUUUCUGGUCAAUAUUACGUUUUGCGUCAAAAGUUUUUUUAUGUUACAUUUUGCAGCGUAAGAGAAAUGUACUGUUUAGCGCUACCGAAAUGAAAUAUUUCAGGGACGUUUUUGAAGCUGUUUAAAACACUCAGCACACUUUUCAACCAGUGAUAAAACAUUGUUGUUGAUGUAUAAACAUUACUCAAUAAUAUUAAUGUUGUCUAGAUCGAUAUUCAGUUCAUCACUAAUUUGCACUUCGAUUAGGUGCAAUCUAUGGCAUUCUUCUUUCCACAGUCAAUCCAAAAUCUAUAUUUAAUACUGUUUAUUUUAUUGAUUUUACAGGCACCCAAUCUGCUUUCUCCGGCGGAAGAACAAAGAGUUAAUGAAGUACUGAAGGGGUUUGCAGAGACCGUCCGUAAGCGAAGGCUUAUGGCUUAUCCUUAUUUCAAAGACUUCGACAGGGUAUGUAUUUUACCCUUUGAUCUAUCAGGAAACUACAUGGCAGGCGUCGAAAGCGUUAGGGUGCGGAGGGAUGAAAUUCGGACAAAUCUUGUAGCUAAAAUACGGUAUCCGUAACAGCUAUGGUAUUCAAGUGAACGAUGAACCUAUCCUGCGAAUACAGCCGUCGCUCCUCGCCGCUGAAACGUCUCUAGCCGCGAGGAACAAGGAGAGAAGGCUGUAUUCGCGGACUGAAAAAUCAUGUAAGCAGGACACUGUAGCAAAAAACAGUUAGAGAUUAAAGGUAUCGCUAGUUUUGAUGCGACUUCAAUUUUUUUUCCCACAUUUUAGAGUAAAGGAUACACUCGUGGUGUCACUAAAACUCAGUUCGCGAGAAUGCUUCACUUCCUGUCCAUCCACGUACAGCCACAAGAUUUAGCUGUAAGUAUUCACCUGUUUGCUACCUUCAAACAGUCAAUCGAUCUUGGGUCGUUCCAUCAAUUCCACAACAAAGCUCACGUUCCAUCCCGUCGACGAAGGCAACUGCCCUUCUUUUGCAUCUGUGUCACAGAAAAGGACAAUUGAUUAGUGAGGGUUCUUCAAUCCCGUCUUGCCGACCAAAGUUUUCGCUCAAACUCGUAAUACCGCUUUCCCGUGCAUACUUUCAAACCCGAAUCUCAUCACCAUUUUUCUUUAAAAUCCCGAAUUCUUGCCUUCAAAUAAAGGCAAAUCCCGCAUCCCGAAACCGAUUGGGGACCCUAACAAGUGUGGAUCAUCUCAGACAGGCUUUUUCUCUCUUGUAACGGUAAAAGAAAACUUCAAAACACCUUGUUGCAUUAUGGUUUAGUGAGGUAAAUUUAUAUGAAGUAUCUGAUAGUUGCCAAAUCUUUUGUUGACAUAGUAGAAGAGGGUUGAAAGUUGGCCCAAAGUUUUAAGUCACCAUUUUUCAUUCAAGUUCUCUAGGAAGAGACAGACGUUUACAAACAGGUUUAUCUGCAACUGUUCUGGCAGUAAAUCAGUAAUACGUCGUUUGUUUCUUUUCUUUUUUUCUCAAAGCUCCUUUGCAAGAAAUUUGAAUAUCCCGUAGGAGGUGACAUAAACUAUUCCGCCUUUAUUCAGGCUAUCGAUUCAGGUAUGUUUUAUUUUUAAAAAAUACAGUCGUCUCGUAUUAUAAAAGUGUGAGUCUUUGUGUAGUUAUUCGCGCUCGUGCGCAAAUUAUUAGAUAGGAAACGAAUGCUAGGCAAGCGAUUUUUUAUUCGUCUACUCAGUUACCCACUCAGUUCCACCAGUAACAAUAUUUCAAUUUUUUCUCCAUCUUUAGAAUACACUGGAACAGCAACAACCAUUUCUGACUUUGCGCAAAAAGACAAGUAAGAAAACAUCUCACGUUUGAAUCUACAAAUCGAUACAAAUAGCCGUUGAUUGCGACGCAACAGUUGCGUUACGAUCAUUGAUGUUAAGAUUUUCUUUGAUUUUAUCAGUUUCAAUUGCACUCUUGUAAACAGAAAUUUCUUUUGUCUCUAGAUCUUCAGGUGAGAGUGAAGAGCCGCGCCCACUGGAUCUCAGCUCGGUUGACAGACAGGAGCUGAUUGAUCGCAUUAAACAUUACGUGCUGGUCAACAGAUUAAGGGUAAGUAAAGGUGAUGUUACACGGGACGAUUCGCAACGACGAUUUUCGGCGCAACACAGCGUUACAACAUUGAUGCAACAUUGUUUCGAAUAUCUGCAACAUUGUUCCAACACUGCAACGCUCAUGUUAAGACCUCCUUGGCGGUUACGUAGUUAUUCCUUUUAUUUGGAGCUGGCCGUGCGGGCUCCCUGUUAAAAUCUUUACCCUCUGUAGAGCUGAGCCUCCCCACCCCACCCACCGUUCCUCUUCCGUCUUUCUGCGUUGGUGUUUGACUAUAGCUUCAACUGAUUGAGUGGAAAUCAGGCGUUGAUUGGCUACCCGAGCUGCAAGAUAGGCCUCUACAGAAUUCCUGAUUUAUUCAGGCACGAUCAUGUAUUGACGGAGCUUAUUAGAUCAAGAUAGCAAGACAUUGGCCCCGCUCUCCAGCCACCCUGACCUCACACUUUACAGCACACUAAUCUUUGGGUCUCCUGUGGUUCGUUGGGUGUCCUGUCGCUAUAUAGGCGUUUAAAUGUCCAUUUUUGUGACAGAGUAAUUUUAAUCAGAAAUGGCCAGCGGUAUCAUUAUAACUUGAUUUACAAUCGUAACACAGCUAUUGCAUCAUUCUAAAUGCGCUAAGUCUCGCAUAUUGUGGCCCGCGCAAACAUCUUCAAGUUAUUUUCGUGUGACCCAAAACGAGCCUAUUAAGACCCAAAUCACAAAGAAGUAGAACUCGUGAUUGUAGGACACCCUGUUAGUACAUUAUCCCAUAACUGUUAAUUCGGCCAAUAAAAGGGUCUGUAAUUAGCAAAAUCUGUAUGCCAGUUCGUCGAAUCUCAGAUGAUUUUUUACUGCCCAGCAUCUGCUCGUAGCAUCAUAACGCGUGUUUCUUUCUUGAUAUCAGAGAGACUAAGCGUCGCGUUUACAGCAAAGGGCAAACGUGAGAUUCAAGCUGAGAAAUUUUCAAAAUGAGAAAUGAGCAGAUAAAAACAGCUGAAAAUAAUUCUUAUGUAUAGAAUUAGCGUAAAUCUACCGAUUUUCGUGGAGUUAUAAUGAACAGUAAACGACAAGUAAAUGUAAAACUUGGUCCGGGGUACAAAUUCACGUUUGCCGUUUGCCGUAAACGCUAUAGCCGUAAUAGAGAGUUUAAGCUUCACGUAUACGGCAAACGUCAGAUUCAAGUUAAGAAUUUCUCAAAAUAGGAAAUGAGCAGAUAAAAACAGCUCAGAAUAAUUCUCAUGGAUAAAAAAUUGUGUGAAAACUACUAAUUUAUGGGUAGAAAUAUUGAACAGUAGACGACAAGUUAUGGGGAAACUUGGUCACGUGGAACAAAUUCGCGUUUGACCUAAACGAGAUGAUUAACCUCUCUAAACUCUCUAUUAUGACUCCAGGUUGAGGAAUAUUUUCAAGAUUUCGACCCUCUUCGUCAUGGUUCCAUUAGUCGCAGUCAGUUCCGGCGAUGCUUAAGCUCCAUGGGUCAACCGAAUUUGACAGAUGAACAGUUUGAAGUACUGGCCCAGUACUACAAAGAUCCAAAGAUUCCCGGUAACAUUAUGUGGACUAGAUUCCUGACUGAUACUGAAAUGGGUGAGUAACACUUUAUGCUGGCAACCUUACUGGAUCAUUAUACGUCUCUGGAAAACUGCCCACCUACCCCUUCCCUAAGCCAACAUUUUGCCCUAAGCGAGAAGUAAGUGUUAAUGUUGGGUCAAGGGAAGGGGUAGGUGGGCCCGCUUUGCUCUUGAAGGAGCUGCGUCGCGAAAUUUAUCCAAAUUCAAACAGUGAGAGCUGCCACUAAAUUGAGUGAAACGUAAAAAUAACCACUCAAAACAUUAAAAGAAGGUAUAGAUAACACAGCAAACACAAAAGAAGGCAUGGAUGGACAAACUUGAAGAAGAUUGAAACGGAUUAGAACUGUGGUUUUCGAAAACUUGUUAUCCAAACAGUUUUUCAAAGUUCAUUUUUUUUGUAGCGUUACCAAAUAUAAUGCUUCGGAGACAUCAAUCUGCUACACAGCCGUUUUUAGUGUCGUCACGCAACGCUGUGUGGAGGAGCGUUGCGUGAUGACACCGAAAACGGCUGUGUAGCAGACUAAGGAGACAUUGGUUGACUCGGAGUAAUGGUUUAGUAAGUCACAAGUGAUUUCUCAAGUUCCUUUUCGAACAAGGACACGUAAUUAGCAUUUUGUUAUACAUUGUACUCACUAUCUGUCUUCUCAUUGGCUAAGAGUCUACAGCUAAUUUUGGAAAUCAGGGCAACCUACAGAUUAAUUAGUUUUCUACUGGCAGAUAACUGACUUAUCUGUAGGUUGCACGCGCAAUGCAUGAUUUCCAAUAACAAUAUAAAUUUAGGCUCCUUGCGACGAUGUGUUUAUCGUUAUUUUCUUCAAAACAAUGUAUUAAAAAAACAAUUAUAAAUAAUCAAGGUCUCGGUAAGUGUUAUCAGCCUCCGCCUCCGACGCGGCUGUUUACACUUUCUCGACCUUGAUUAUUCCGGAUAUCCCAAAAACCUCAUCCAAUAAUUGUUUAUUAUCAACAAAGUGAACCAGACAGCCAUGACAGUCAGCCCUUGGUGAAAAUUGGGCGGAAUUCGCUCCUAGUUAGGCCCUUAAGUUUUCGAACCAUCAAGCUAAUCUCUAACCAUAGCUGAUUUCUUUGCUCAUUGUACAAUGAAUUUUAUCCCUCAAUAUUUCGAACUUCUGUUCUUUUGAACCUAUUUUUGCUUCCGUCGACGGGGAGCCACAGGGGAAGUGGAGGUGAAAUUCAAGUUCCAGACAGAGACGUAGUGGCAAGCUCUCCUUCCUUUUCCCACCCCGUCGCCAGAGCUCCCCAGAGAGCUUGCUAGCAGGCUAGAGGGAUCGCAUUGCAUUUUACAUUUAGACAAAUCUGAUUCCAAAACUGAAACUCUCAUAUUGAAGACCAAGUCUGGCAAGUGGAUGGAGCCAAGAUCUAACUAAUGCUAACACUUUCUUUACGCAGUAUUUACACGCCGUGGACUUGAGAAGGCUCCAACAUACGAAGUACCCUCCAUGGAGACCUUCCAAAUGAGUAGACCUGGGGCGGGCUCAGAUCGCCUUUCCAUGGAAGACGAGGAGUUCCUGCAAAGAAUCACACAGCGCAUGCGCCGAAAGCUGAUUGAACAGCGGAUUCUAUCUAAGCCUUGCUUUCAAGAUUUUGACAAGUGAGUCGUAACAAUUUAAGCGAAAAAUAGAUCACGUUUUGAUUACCACGAAAAUGAAAUUGAUUGCAAUUUGAACGAAAGAUGUGGCCAUCUAGUUUCAUGUGAUUUUUUUUGAAGACGUUAUUGUAGGUUGAACACAGAUGAGCUUACUGUGAUUUUACGCUUUGAAACCUUGCAAAAUACUAGUUACUUUUUGCUACCUAUACAGGCAUAAUAACGGUCACGUAACCAAGAUCCAAGCCAGUCAAUGUCUACACACGCUUGGCCUGACAGAUGAUCCAGAGGAGAUAAAGGUAACGAAACAAAAUUAACGAUGGGACCUGCCCCUCCCCCCUCCCCCUAAGAAAAAGUGGUGCGUUAUCAUAUUCGAUUUACAAUUAUUGUAAACUUGGCAAAUUUACCCACUACUGUUCAAUUGCUUGUAUGCGAAUCACGCAUCACACUUAAGAAUUCCAUGAUCAGACUUGAAGAUAUCAUUUCAUACAGAGUAUGAAAGUAGUAAGUUAUAAGAGCCUUUUACAUUGCAAGAAAGACUGCCACGAGGAAGUAUUGCUUGGUAGCUUUCAUUUGAAUUCUCAGGUUUUAGGAUUUCAUGCGCGGAGCAGAUUCAAGCUGCUGAUCGCGUCUGUCAUCCCAGUGACGUAGGUGUUUUAUAUGCCAUUUUUUCAUCGUUUUGUUAUUUUUUGUUGUGCAGAUCUUACAGUCCCGCUACUCAGAUGAUAUCGGCUUUAAUUACAUUCAGUUUCUGGAAGAUCUUCAGGUAAGAGGAAGUAACAUAUUUUGACGCGUUGUCUAGCAAUCAUUAGAGAUGUGUAGCACAAUUUGAAACUGCAUUCUCAAGUUCCAUAAAGCAUUUAUCUUAAAUUACAUGCAAAAAUUAGCGACAUUAACACCUUAGAUUUGUGCAACCAAAAAUGUUCAAAUUAUAGUCUUUUGCAAUAACCAGAGUUGUAGUGAGCUAUAAGACAAACUUUGUUAAGGCGGCUCGAUGGGGUUUUUUCAUGGUCAAUACCUCCGAAAUUUGAGCAUAAACUACGUCGCCAUUAACAAAGAUUUGGAAAAAUUACCACCACAGCUGUAUUAGAUAAAGAUGAAAAUUUGUUAUGAUCAGGGUUACAAUGGCAUCGGAGUUGUCAUAGCAACAAAAUAACGUCAUUACUUAUUUUACUUGCAGCUGUAUUUCUUGGCACCGGGAGCUAUUCUUCCAAAAUCGUUCGCGGGAGUUUAUUCUUCCAAUAGCCGCUUCGUUGUCCGUGAAGUUUAAGCGAAAUCCCUGAGAGCGUAAUCAAGAUAUUUUGGGAUGAAGUUUUUAUGGUCUCAAAUACGGUAAAAACUGGGCAAUCUAUAUGUUUGGCCAUUAUCUGUAGAAAACGAGUGCUUUUAAAAUCAACUUUUACUUCAUAGUAGUUUCAGUCUCAAGUAAAAUAAGUAAGGGAGUCGUUUCAUUGCUAUGACAAUUCCGAUGUCUUUGUAACCCUGAUCAUAACAAAUUUUUCUCUUUAUCAAAUACAGCUGUGGUGGUAAUUUUUCCACAUCGUUGUAAUAGUGACGUAGUUUAUGCUCAAACUUGGGAGGUGUUGUCGUUGAAAACCCCCAUCGAGCCACCUUAAACUAAACAAAUCUACAAUGGCCUCGUUGCCAUGGCUCCCCUUUCCCUACUCUCCCUAUUUUCCGCGUUUUAGUGGAGCCUGCGUGUUAGCUUAUGCUUUUAAGGUGAUGUUACACGGGACGGGGCGAAUUGCAACGACGACCACAGCGUUGGUAUGUUGGAACAAUAUUGUAACCUUUCGAAACAACUUGGUCGCAGCAAUGUUGCCACGCUGCAUUGCGCAAAAAAUCGUCGUUGCGAAAUCGUCUCCUGUAACAUCACCUUUAGUCUUACAUGAGUGGUGAAGUAAAGUCAUAUAUUCUAUUCAGUUGUUAUACAUGUCUAUUGUGGCCCUAAAAGUGCCUUUAGUUCCACACGGCUCAAAACACCGAGGGUCUGUUAGACUGCAAAACAGUCCGUAUUUUUGCGUAUUCAAGUACGCGCGAGCAGUCAAACAAAAGGUCUGGAACGAGGCUGACUACGGGCGUGUGAGGCUCGCGCGCUUCGCGCGCGUAAGACUCUUACGCCACACUUUACCGACUUCUUUACUGAUUUUGAGAAAAAAACCGACUGUUUUGCAGUCUAAGGGUCUGUUUACACGGAGGGACUGGGUGCCCGACUGUGAGCUACCCAGAGAGCCAAACUUUCAUUUCCUUUGUGGUGCUUUCAUGCUAGAUGUAUAGAGGCACCCUUUUCGAGUUUUCCCGCUUCUUGUCUACGACUCUCUAGUAAGCAAAUAACUCGUCCUUGAAAUUGUCUUUAGUAGUCAAUGGAACAUUUCUCUCAUUACAGUGAUCUCUUUUUCACGUUUUUUUUCCCUAUCGGAUAGCCGUCAGAGAAACCAGAAAUGAAAUACCUUCAAAGAUUAGAAGAGCUGAAACUCACAAACCAGAAACACCUGCCUGACUUGGGCGACAACAACUUCGAGAAAAUCAUGUACAAGAUUAAAUGCAAAGUGAUGAAGGAACGAAUGAGGCUCAACGAGUUUUUCAAGGAUUACGACAAGCUUCGUACUGGCAGAAUAUUAAAGACGCUCUUCCCAAGAGCCAUGGAUCUUUCUUCCCUUAAGCUGACAAAAGUUGAGGUGGAACAGCUUAUGGAGAGGUGGGUUAAGAGAGCGCAUAAGGGAAAGUGACCUCGGUUUGUUUUAUUUGUUUGCUUGUUUGUUUGUUUGUUUUUUGUUAAUGACCGGUGCAAUGGGAACAAGAGUUUUUUUCGUAAAUCUUGCAGUUAUACCUCAAGCUUGAUUACCGAUUACCUUAAAUUCUCUAUAAAGCCCUCCCUCCUCAAAUAAGCCCCCCUCUUCAGGGAGAAAGAGAGUUUUCCAAUAAAUUUGCAUAGAUGCUGGUCACGUGAGUGAAAACGCUCCAUAGGAAGUUAUUCCGUAAACCAAUCAGAAGUUCAAGGCAAAUACAUUUUACGACAACGUAACGAGUACAGGAGACCUAGUUUAAACUAACCAAGACAGUGGACGUGUCGGCUUAUAAAGGAGGAAAUAAAGGUGUUAAAACUUUUCAAAAGAGAUUAAAUAUUGACCGUUACUGUUCACGCUCUCUUUUUCAGAUAUACCGCAUUUGGCUAUCCAGACUACGUGACCUACACAGCAUUUGUGGAAGAGAUUGAGUCUAUUUUCACCUUAAAUAGUACGUAACAGUUUGCUUUAAUAUUGUCCUAAGCUAUUUCUACACGUAAGGCUAUCUGGUAUUCUUGGUUUGCAACCACGUGACAAGGCGGCCAUGUUGGGGUCAAACCAAUAGAAUUUUUUUUCGCGAAGAAUUCACAUGAAAAUAGAGUUUAGUUCCCAAAGAAGAGAAAUGCUUUUGUUCUUGACCACCAACAUGGCCUGGUUUUCGAGCCUGCGCAAAAGCUAUCCGGUAUAGCGUGAACAUAACCUUAGUAUUUAGCAAAUCAAUGGAUAGAAAUUUUCGCACGUUUUGAUUGAAUUCCGCAACUCGAAUUAUUCUGGGCUAUUCGCCUCCCCUUCGGAGGAUAGCUGUAUUGUAUCAUUUAUUUUAUCUCAUUUUAUAAAUACAGUAGAACCUUGGUUACUCGAACUCUGAAGGGGAACGAAGAACAGUUCGAGUUAUCGGGAUGUGAGAGUUUACUGAUAUUUCAGCAAUUUAGUAUAUAGUAGAGUGCGAAUAAGGGCCUGUUUACAUGGAGGUGGGGAACCCCAGGUAGGUGAGGUAACCCGCCUCUCCACAUAAUCUCUUAUUUUAAUUUGAUCACGUUUACAUGAUAGGUGGGGCGACCCGCCACAUGUUACCUCACCUAUCUGGGGUCCCCCACCUCCAUGUAAACAGGCCCUAAGACGUACAUCAUCAGAAAGUGUGACACGACUAUGCAUUUUUAUGAUAAUAAUGGGAAAUGACUGUCAAAUAGGUGAUCUGUUCGUUGUACUUAAGCUUAUUGAAAACAAGUGCAAAUUGCUGUACUGUUAGUUUUAGUUUUUUGCAACGUACACACCAAGAAGAGCUAAUGGGAUAACAUACGUGGUGAGUUUUCGAGUUAUCGAGGUAAAUUUGAUCAAGGGAAAUGAAACUUAGCUCGAGUUUGCGCGGAAUUCGAGUUGUCCGAAUAAAAAUGACUGAAAGGUAGGGUCAAAUCCAAGGGAAAUGGGACUUAGUUCGAGUUAGCUGGGAGUUCGAGUUAUCCGAGUCCCAGUUACCGGGUUCUACUGUACAGACAAAACUGUUCCAAAACUCAUCGCCAAUGUUCUUCCUCGUUCGAUCUUUUGAAUGCUGACGAAUUCCUUAAGUUGAAAUUUUAAAGACCGUAUCCAAGUUCAACAAAAAAGGGAGUCCUUUUUUUUGUUUUCUUGUCUUUCUCUUUAAAACUUUACAUGUCAUAGUCGUGCGAUGAACGCAAAGAAAUGUACCGAGAAGUGUGAUGCACGUGCAGAGCUGUUGUUUUGCUUGUUGUUUGACACAUCGCAUUUUUCGACGUCCUAUCUUCCUUCGUCAUCGUGGUAGCUUUGAUUAAGCUCCCAUAUGAUAAAAUAAUAGGUUUAAGACUCAAAAAUAUAUUAUCAGAGUGUUUAAAAAGCCAAGUUAAAACACCCGAGACAAACUUUGAAAGAACUAUGAGGCUAAAGAGAUUUUCAAAAUCAUAGUGUAAUCCUUGGUGAUCUGCCUCAAUUUAAGCCAUGCGUGUCUUAAGUAUAUUUUCUGUGAUAACGGAAUGUCCCUUUACUGCUCAAACGGUAAUUUUCAUAUUUCACCUAAUUUGGAGGCCAAUUCUUAAUUUUUGAACUUGGCUUAACUAUGUGACACAGCUUAAGAAAAAUCUUGAAGAAAAAGUGUGGGACUUACUGAUUGAGGUCUGCAGUAUGGCCAGUCCGAGGACUUAAAUUUCUCUUCCUUUUUACCUUUUAGACCUUGAAAAAGCACCUCUGGUCGUCCCAGUUCAAUUCCGUCCCAACCUAGAAGGCGAGGACAACAAACUGACCGCAGAAGAGGAGCGUCUCUUGGAAAUUGUCAUGCAUCGUUUGGCAGACCGCGUGCGUAUUCGCCGCAUUCAAAUCUUCCCGCUCUUCGAGGACUACGACCGAGUACACAAUGGUACUGUCUCUCAGUUCCAAUUCCACCGCGUCCUUAGCGAGCUUGACCUAGGGAGCCUGGUGAGCGGGCGGGAAUUCUUGGUGGUAAAGAAGAAAUUUCUCGUUGUCCUUGGUUACAAGCACGACUUUAACUACAUUGGGUUCUGUGACAUGGUGAACGACUUUGCAAAUUUUGAGUUUGGAAAGCCGUAG